UAAAUCACAGAUUUUGUCUAUGUUUUCAAGCUGUUUUGACGGGGGGAAAAAUAUAAAUUUAAACGAUGAAUUUACGUAACCUUUUGACGUGCGUCCCAGAAGUAGUCACUGUCUGCACGUAGCAACCAUCAUUGCCAUGGCGAUUAGUACGGUGAGCGGGGAGCUGGCUCUGGACCCCCUCAUAACCUGCAAACUCUGCCUGUGUGAAUACUCCAUGAAGGACCUGCAUCAGAUGCAGGGGUGUAGCUGUGUGUACUGCCUUUCGUGUCUUCGUCAGUACUUGUCAAUUCUGAUCCAAGAAGGUGCCGUGAGUAGCGUCACCUGCCCGGACGCGGCGUGUCGAGAAAAAGGCAAAAUCCAUGGCAACGAGGUCAAACUCCUUGUUGGGAAUGACGUAUUUGAAAGAUACAAGCAUGUCAAAUUUGAACUAGAGGUAGACCUAGAUCCUAAUCGAACCUGGUGCCCUGAAGUCGGCUGUGAGACUAUCUGUCAUGUCUGCACCGGGGACCCGUCUAAAGCUAAACCAGUACACUGCCCGACUUGUGGCACAAAUUUCUGUUCGAUAUGUAAGUCGAAUUGGCACGCCAAUCUGUCGUGUGGGGAGUACAUGGGCACGCUGACACACAAGGCCGGCUCCAGCUCAUCUCAGGUCUUGGAGGCUUUAGGCAUACCAUUUGACAACGAAGAGGUUGCGAAGAUCAAGCGAUGUCCCAUGUGCCAUAUACCCAUCGAACGGGACGAGGGGUGCGCGCAAAUGAUGUGCAAACGAUGCAAGCACGUCUUCUGCUGGUACUGCCUUGCAAACCUUGACGAUGAUUUUUUACUGCGACACUACGACAAAGGACCGUGCAAAAACAAGCUAGGUCACUCCAGAGCGUCAGUUAUAUGGCACAGAACACAGGUGGUUGGUAUCUUUGCCGGCUUUGGUCUCCUCCUCCUGUUAGCCUCCCCGUUUCUCUUGCUCGUCGCCCCCUGCAUCCUCUGCUGUAAAUGCAAAUGGUGUCGAUGCUGCGACGAAGAUGAUGACCUACCCCCGGCGUAACGGAGGUCUGGAAAAAUUUGUCCCCCCCCCAACCAAAAAAAACCCCUGAAGUGAUCAAAAGCCAAUGGACCAUUCUAGAUUUGACUGUAGGCCCGCCCCAAUGGUUUGUGUACAUUUCUCACCCCCUUGUGACCGAGUUUGACCAAUUGCAUCACGAUGUUAGGUCACCUGAUCAAAAGUUGUGACCUAAUUGGUCAGUGAGCUCUGUUUGAUUGACAGGACGCCAUUUUGUUCUCAUACCACACAGCAUACAAAUAGUGACUGCUUCGAGUGGUGUAGUAAAACUAGCCUCCCGAGGUGAUCCAUGGAGCAUUUGAUUUUUCCCGAGGCGAAAGCCGAGGGAAAAAUAGAAUGGUACUGCAUGUGUAUUCGAAGCGAAGUAAAACCGUUCGGAAAAUUGGUCAAUAAAUGCUCCCUCACAACGUUCAACUCUUUCGCUGCGGACUAUAAUCAUACAAAUAAAAAACACACCUGUGGAUUUUUUUGGUCCAAUGUCCUAACGAAACAACACAAAAAUGCUCAGAGAGUAUACAAGUCCGUAGUGAGUGGCGGCCAUGUUUGCAUCGGCGUGAUCCUGUUGCUGUGCCAACGACCGAUUUUGGCAGAUCUUCGGUAAUCACUUCGAUAGUGACGUUUCACCGGACUUGUGUCAGAAUUUACUUGUGAUGGACUUUUCGAUGACUUGAUUACAAAACCUCUGAAUACAUGUUCACUCACUGCCAUAAUAUCCCCAGAAUAGCCUUUUCUAUUUCCUAAAAUAAAUCGUACACAAAGUGUAUGAUUACUAUUCUUGAGCAACUUCAUGGGUAAUUUUGACAAAAAAAUAACUCUUUUAUUUAUAUAUAUCUAUAUAUGUAUAUAUGCUUUUGUUUUUAUUUAUAUGUUUAUUGGAUGAGGGGAAAGCAGUAGUUUUGUCAUGGCCAUUAUAAGUUUUAAUGCGCAUGAAUUAAUUGAAUGAAAAAUGAGUUAAAGCUAUAGUCCAUCAUUUGCAGCCAUCCGAAGAAGUAACUGGCGUAUUAUUGUUGAAAAACAUACUUGGUUGAAAGAUAGUAA
Patiria miniata (bat star) is the source of this 2095-nucleotide messenger RNA. RefSeq names its product probable E3 ubiquitin-protein ligase RNF144A. Gene Ontology annotation, cellular component: ubiquitin ligase complex; cytoplasm. Lineage: Eukaryota; Metazoa; Echinodermata; Asteroidea; Valvatida; Asterinidae. The record is from RefSeq and is a predicted model, not a curated record. Gene Ontology annotation, biological process: protein polyubiquitination; positive regulation of proteasomal ubiquitin-dependent protein catabolic process; ubiquitin-dependent protein catabolic process. Gene Ontology annotation, molecular function: ubiquitin conjugating enzyme binding; ubiquitin protein ligase activity; zinc ion binding. The transcript has 9 exons. Bases 137 to 1042 code for a protein of 301 amino acids.